Aspergillus melleus is the source of this 969-nucleotide messenger RNA. Its product is annotated as putative toxin biosynthesis peroxidase. NCBI's taxonomy places the organism in Eukaryota, Fungi, Ascomycota, Eurotiomycetes, Eurotiales, Aspergillaceae. The record is from RefSeq and is a predicted model, not a curated record. The coding region runs from base 1 to 969 and encodes 322 amino acids. Gene Ontology annotation, molecular function: peroxidase activity. The transcript has 5 exons.
AUGAAUUUCUUUGCUUUUCUCGGAGUCCUGUUAAGCUUUUCCACUCAGUCGACCGCCCUGAUUGACUGGCCGUUUGCGGUGGACUUUCGUCAGCGGGUGCUCCAGGAAGCUAGUCCAGGGUUUGGGGUGAAUGAGCCUUUCAUUCCUACCCCUUCUCAUAUCUUGCCGGAGAAAAAAGACUUCUUCAUUGAUGAAAGGGUCAAUUACUAUGAACGCUUCUUCAAUGGCUCUCACAAUGGGGAGUAUCGAAGAUCCUCUUGUCCAGCGAUAAAUGCUUUGGCCAACAGGGGUUAUAUCAACCGAAGCGGUCGCAACGUUUCCUAUACCGACCUUGCUCACGCCGUUCGAAGGGUAUGGAACUUUGGUGACGAUAAUAGUAUGCUUGUUUUGGCCCCGACAUUCGCGAUGCAUGGCUGGCCGGAAACCAUUGAUUUGGACAACUUCAAUGACGAUCUAGUUCAGUACGUGAUCAAUUGUCCUGCCGCACCCACGCGAAAUGACCGUGCUGUGGGUGACAAUGUCAACAUUAACAUGACACUCUUUGAAUCACUUCUAUCGUUUUCCAAGGAUGGCGUGACCUUUACCUUGGAAGAUCUUGCGGAGCACCAUCACCUACGACAUAACCAGAGUAAGGCCGAAAAUCCAAGCUUUGUGUUUGGAAACCAAGGGGCGAUUUGUUCACUUGCCCAGUAUACAAAUAUGGUGGGCGUUUUGGGGAGAAAGGGUAAGCACGGAUGGACGACGCUCUACAUGGAUGAUGUGAAGACAUUUUACUUGGAUGAGGAUAUUCCCAAGAAUUACCAGCGAAGGGAAAUGGCGCACUACUCCCCGGAGUCAAACGCCUUCGUCGACCGCAUGGCGCAUCACGUUGGCUACGCUAUCCAGAGACCAUUCCCUGAAGGGGAUCAGGACCCAGGACGUGACAUCUGCCCAAUGCAGGCACGAUUCCAAAGAGCGAAGUGCGAUUGA